Messenger RNA from Phaethon lepturus (White-tailed tropicbird), 400 nucleotides. RefSeq names its product NADH dehydrogenase (ubiquinone) 1 alpha subcomplex, 5 (gene NDUFA5). NCBI's taxonomy places the organism in Eukaryota, Metazoa, Chordata, Aves, Phaethontiformes, Phaethontidae. The transcript has 4 exons. Gene Ontology annotation, biological process: respiratory electron transport chain. The coding region runs from base 1 to 351 and encodes 116 amino acids. The record is from RefSeq and is a predicted model, not a curated record.
AUGUUUAUGCUCUCGAUGCAGACCACUGGACUUGUAGGAUUGGCUGUAGCCGAAAACCCUCAUGAGCGCCUGCGAAUACUGUACACAAAAAUCCUUGGUGUCCUCCAAAACAUUCCCAAAGAUGCAGCAUAUAGGAAAUACACUGAGCAGAUUGUAAAACAGCGAUUUAAUUUGGUGCAAACGGAGACUGAUGUACAAAAACUGCAGGACAAACUGAAUAGUGGUCACAUAGAAGAAGUCAUUGUACAGGCUGAAAAUGAGCUUUCCCUGGCAAGAAAAAUGAUGCAGUGGAAACCAUGGGAGCCUCUAGUUGAAGAACCUCCUUCUGACCAGUGGAGAUGGCCAAUAUAAUUUUCAAAAUGGUGUAACCUCUUGAAAGUAAAAAAAAGUUAAUUAUUAA